This is a messenger RNA of Lactuca saligna, 597 nucleotides long. The record is from the annotation of a GenBank genome assembly. Lineage: Eukaryota; Viridiplantae; Streptophyta; Magnoliopsida; Asterales; Asteraceae.
AUGCGGCAAAGCGGAAUAGAAAAGCACGGACGAGCCACAUGCAGGGAAACUUGCACGUGUGGUUCUGGCCGGGGACCCCGGUAUAUUGUACUAAUAUGUGUAGGUCCCCGUAAUUCGAGUGAGAUUGUCAUGGCGCAAAAGCAGAUAUGGUCCGAUAUUCCCUUGUUCCCUGUAUUGGUUAUGUUCUUUAUUUCUUGUCUAGCAGAAACUAAUCGAGCUCCGUUUGAUCUCCCAGAAGCGGAAGCUGAAUCAGUUGUAGGCUAUAAUGUAGAAUAUACGCAGGAUGCGAUCCUUAAUAGUUCACUGUUGGUGGAAGCCAAUGUCCCGGCGUCCCGGGGACUCAUUCUGACUGAAACAAAGGUCGAUAUCUUACCUUUUAAAGCGGGUAUAAGAAUGGGAAGUCGGGAUAUCCCAAUCUUCCAGCUCUCAAGCAGUUCAAAAGAUUCAUCCAUCAUUCAAUCCCCUUUGCUCCUGCUUUCAUCUACCCCUAUGCUUCUGCUUUCUUCGUCUAUGCCUAUGCCUCCAGGGAUGGAUCCAAUUUCCUGUCCUUUUUUGGAAUCGUUGAUACAUAUGUUAUGUUAUGAUGGCUUCGGAUGA